Daphnia pulicaria is the source of this 547-nucleotide messenger RNA. RefSeq lists its product as uncharacterized. Bases 88 to 486 code for a protein of 132 amino acids. The transcript has 3 exons. NCBI's taxonomy places the organism in Eukaryota, Metazoa, Arthropoda, Branchiopoda, Diplostraca, Daphniidae. The record is from RefSeq and is a predicted model, not a curated record.
GCCAGUGUCACAAUUUUGCUUUCCUCGUGGACAAAUUUGUUCUUUAAAAAAUUCCUUUCUUUAAAUUGAGUGUUUUUAUAACAAAAUAUGGAUGAAAAUGAAGAUGAUAUGUCAGAAAGUAAUGAAGAUUCAAAUGUGGGAAGUAAUGAAAAACCCAUGCACUUAUGCUUGGGUGCCUUUACUGAUAGACAGAUACCUACCAUCAGAGGCCCUUUUUCUGCAGCUUCAACCCAAAGGAAAAUAAAAAAGAUGCGGGAUUUGGCUGAAGAACUCAGCAUUCAUGCGAAAGUUCAAACCAUCUUAUGCUAUGUAGCACCGAACAAAAAAAUUCCAACCAGAUUUUUAGAAUCUUUUGGAGAACAUGCUGAUGGGUUCUUGUAUUCCACAAAGCUGGGAGAAAAAGUUUACUCGACAUUAGAUACAGCUACUAAAACAUGGAUUGGACCUUAUUCUGGGAAAAAACCUGAAAAGAAACAUGUUACUUAGAAAACCAUGGAUUCAGUCAUUGAUGAAAAUGACAAAAAUACAGCAGAAAUUGCAAGAAAUG